AUUGAAACAUUUAGAUACUAAUGGACCUUAUAUGGGAAGAAAAAGAAAAACAAGGGAUCAAAGUGACAAUAUACGAUAAUAAUAAGAAGAUCCGUCGUAGAAAGAAGAUGCGAUGCGAAUAGCCUCCGUCCCCGAUUCAGAACUCUCAUCUAAUGAUUCUUUGCUUUCAAUAGAUAUAUAAGAUUCUUCGCAUUCUUGCUCUAUCGCGAGAGUCAAGUGAGAGAUAGUUUUGUAGGAAGAAGGAGAGGAAGAUGGUGCUGCCGUUGAUGAAACUGGGGACACUUCUGGUGAAAACGAUAAGUAAGCCAUUGGCGAGUCAGCUCAAGCACCAAGCCAAGGUUCAUCCCAGGUUCCGCCAAUCCAUCAUCAACUUCGCUCAGAGGAACCAUAGGAUAACGACGCAGAUACAGAGGAGGAUAUAUGGGCACGCCACUGAUGUGGAGAUUCGUCCGUUGAACGAAGAAAAGGCUGUUCAAGCUGCUGUUGACCUUAUUGGAGAGCUCUUCAUCUUUGCCGUCGGUGGGGGAGUUGUUAUCUUUGAGGUGCAAAGAAGUUCGAGGUCAGAAGCUAGAAAAGAGGAAGCCCGUAAGCAGGAACUAGAGGAAUUAAGAAUAAAAGAUGAAGAAUUGGAAAAGAAAGUGGCUGAACUCCAAAGCAAAUUAGCGGAGGUUGAAGAGCUUGCCAAGGCACGAGGAUUGACUGGUAUUUUUAAGGUAAGACAGCAACCCUGUACUGCUGCUACUACAAAGGGUAGCAGCGAGAAACCAGAUGAAAAAUCCAGUGAACCUUCAUCUUAAUCAAUGACCAAGACUCAACCAAAGUUAACAAUAAAAUACUGGUAGUGAUUCUUUAAGAGCGAGGAGUCUCUGAUCAUCACAUUCUUGUAGAUCGAGCAUCAUAGAUACAUACAUGUACCGGCAUCAAUUCAUCACCAUUAAGAAUAAUCUGCUUUAUAACAACUAUCUAGGCAAAUUUAAAAAGUUUUGAUGUUGAGGUCUUAGUGCUCGUGCUUAUUUUCAACUUUCGUUUGCUUUUUUAAGAGCAAUUGCUCGAUUUUAGGCGAUAUUUGAUAAUUAUGACGAAAUCAUUAGGAGAGCGACUUUGAGUGAGAUACCAAAAUAUAUCUUUGUCACUAUAAUCUG
Molecule: messenger RNA, 1142 nt
Organism: Eruca vesicaria subsp. sativa (arugula)
Lineage: Eukaryota; Viridiplantae; Streptophyta; Magnoliopsida; Brassicales; Brassicaceae
Source: the annotation of a GenBank genome assembly